This is a messenger RNA of Mercenaria mercenaria, 689 nucleotides long. Its product is annotated as proline-rich transmembrane protein 2-like. Lineage: Eukaryota; Metazoa; Mollusca; Bivalvia; Venerida; Veneridae. Bases 144 to 593 code for a protein of 149 amino acids. The transcript is spliced from 4 exons. The record is from RefSeq and is a predicted model, not a curated record. Gene Ontology annotation, cellular component: membrane.
AAAUAAGCCUAGAAAAACAUAAAAUUUGUUGUCACUGAAACAUCCUCUGCCUUUUAAGUACAUUUUCCGAUAUCGAUUGACAAGGAAGUUUUUAAGGGUGUUAUUUCUUAUUUCAUUUAGAUUUGGACGUUCGAAAGACCACGAUGGAAAAUAAAGGAUAUGAUCAGCAAGGUCCUCCGCCGGCCUAUAAUCAGCCCCCGGCAGUGGCUUACCAAGGGCAACCUGCCGGCUACCAAGGACAACCGGCAGAAGGGUAUCAACCACAGGGAUAUGGCCAACCUCCCCAGACAGUUGUAGUCACCCAGACUGGUCCAAUUGUACCGCGGCCGCCUGACUAUCUCAUACCGUCUAUAGUUGCCUGUUUUUGUUUCUGGCCAACUGGACUGUUUGCCCUAAAAUAUGCUCUGAGGGCUAACUCCCUUGUCGGACAAGGGGACAUGCCCGGCGCCCAGGCUGCAUCCAAUACGGCUCGAACUCUCAUGAUAGUCAGUAUAGUCGUUGGUGUUGUCUGGGUAGGAAUCGUCAUCAUCCUGUCAGCCACAGGGACUCUGGAAACAUAUUCCUACAGGACACAUGCAUACAGAACGUACUAAGGACAACGGCUUUAUAAAAUUUUGACUGGUUAUUAGAUAUUCGUGUUGUUUCAACACUUCCUGGUAUCUCUGUCACUGCAUAAAUUAUAAAUAUUG